Molecule: messenger RNA, 6341 nt
Organism: Cygnus olor (mute swan)
Lineage: Eukaryota; Metazoa; Chordata; Aves; Anseriformes; Anatidae
Gene: GPLD1
Product: glycosylphosphatidylinositol specific phospholipase D1
Exons: 25
Coding region: 261-2768 (835 amino acids)
Cellular component (GO): extracellular region; extracellular matrix
Molecular function (GO): GPI anchor phospholipase D activity
Source: RefSeq, a predicted model, not a curated record
UUGCUGCUGCUGUGCAGUGAUGGCAGCUGCACUGCCCAAACCCCAGAGAAAGGGCAAAACACCUAUAGACUCCAUGUUUUUUUAUAUAAAUUAUUUGAAGUAAGAUAUAAAAUGGCCUUCCCACUACUGCAGUAGUUUACUUGCUGUGUCAGCAACGUGUCUGAAAGACCAGGCAUGUGCCGUAACCUCUAUUUCAAAGGUCACAGUGCUACUGCUCCAGGCGUCCAAAAAACCACAGCCUGAGCCAGCGUAUCAGCAUCAUGGCUGGUCUGAAGAUUUGGUCUGUUUUGAUGGUUAUACUGUACAGUUUCUGUCAAAGAUGUAUUUCAAGUGGAAUCUCAACGCAUGUUGAAAUAGCACAUAGAGCUCUGGAAUUUUUCAUUUCGCGUGAAGGGAAUGUUAAUUACAGACAGUUGUUACUAAACCACCAAGAUGCAUUUCAGGCUGGAAGCAUUUAUCCUGAUGCCUUUUAUCCUUCAAUCUGCAAAAAUGGAAUAUUCCAUGAUGUGUCUGAAGACACUCACUGGUCACCAUUCCUUAACGCAAGCAUUCACUACAUCAGAAGGAAUUAUCCUCAGCCUUGGGAAGAGGCUACAGAGAAGCUGGUAGCUUUCCUGUUUGGAAUUGCCUCACAUAUGGUGGCAGAUGUUAGCUGGCAUAGCCUGGGCAUCGACCAAGGAUUUCUAAAAGCCAUGGGAGAAAUUGAUUUUCAUGGUUCAUAUUCAGAAGCUCACAGUGUUGGUGAUUUUGGAGGAGAUGUACUAAGUCAGUUUGAGCUGGACUUUAGUUAUCUGGCAUCAAAUUGGUAUGUGCCGGUCAAAGACCUAGCCUCUAUCUAUCAGGAAUUUUAUGGAAGAGAGAUCAUAACUGAAGGCACAAUUACUGACUGUACUUACCUGCUGUUUCUUGAACUACAUGGAGAAAGACUUGCUGUUGCAAAGCUUUUUCCAAGAUAUGCUAGUAAAUCUCCAUUUCUCGUGGAGAAGUUCCAUGAGUAUUUCCUUGGAGGAGUGGAUGACAUGGCAUUCUGGACAAACAAUAUUUUUGAGCUGACGAGCCAAAUGCUAGAGAAUGGAACCAGUGGCUGCUUCCUGCCUGAGAAUCCUCUGUUUAUAAACUGCACGAGGGAGCACAAGGACAGCUACAUAGACAAGCAAUCAAAAAAUGAACAUCACAAGAACACAACCUCUUUGCUUCCAAAUACUCUUGAAAAGAAAAUAAAGUAUACAGAGAGAGGAGUUCACUUUGAUAUACAAUCUUGGGCAACAAAUUCCCUCCAAUACAUAAACCGUGCUUUUGCAAAAAAUGUCUGGAGAGUGUUAGCAUCUACACAUCAAGAAUCCUCUAAGUACAUCUCCAAGCCAGCAGCUUCAUAUUUUCUUACUUCACCAUAUGCUAGACUUGGAUGGGCAAUGAUUUCAGCUGACCUAAACCAGGAUGGAUAUGAAGAUCUGGUGGCUGGAGCACCAGGGUACAGCACACUGGGCCAUAUUCAGAUAGGACGGGUGUACAUAGUCUAUGGCAAUCACUCAGGUUUGCCACCAGAGGACAUGGAUCUAGAUGGGAAAGCAGACAAAGUACUGGAGGGUCAUCAGCCUUCAGGCAGAUUUGGUUCUGCCUUGGCAGUCCUGGACUUUAAUGAGGAUGGAGUGCUAGAUCUGGCAAUUGGAGCACCUUCUGUGGGAUCUCAGUUUCUCACUUACAAAGGUGCUGUGUACGUCUAUUUUGGAUCUAAGGGAAGAGGCUUGCCAUCUCAGCCAAAUGUUACCAUAACUUGUCAGUAUUCCUACUGUAAUCUUGGUUGGUCCCUCCUGGCAGCUGACACUGAUGGGGAUGGAAAUGCUGAUCUGGUUGUUGGCUCUCCGUAUGCACCUGGUAGUGGGCAGCAGAGAGGAUUUGUGGCUGCAUUUCACUCUCACUUCAACAGGAGUGACCAAGGACUUCUGUCUGUAGAGGAUGCUGACUGGAUGGUGAAGGGGGAAGAAAACUAUGCUUGGUUUGGAUUUUCACUUGACAGCUGCCAAGUGGAGAAUAUAACAUUACUGCUGAUUGGUAGCCCUACAUGGAAGAGCUGUGUUGGCUGCAAUCCCUUCUCAUCGGAUGUCAGGCAGAGUGUUGGGAAGGUGUAUGGAUAUAACCCACCAAGCACAAAGUACUGGUUUGCAGUAGCUGGAGACAAGGCAAUGGGCAGAAUGGGUUUGUCUCUGGCUAGUGGUGUGAUGUCCGUGACUGGAAUCAACAGAAAAGUUUUGGUGGUGGGUGCACCUACUACAGACAGCCUCUCUAGGAUUUCAUUUAUAUCCUCCGUGCUGCACCAAGCAGGAGUAGCUCUGGUGUAUGAUCUGACAGACAGCACCAAGCCUUCUUUGCUCAGCACAUUCAGUGGGGACAGGAGGUUUUCUCGCUUUGGAGGAGAUAUAUGCUUAAGUGACCUGGAUAAUGACGGACUAGAUGAAAUGAUUGUGACAUCCCCACUGCGAACUAAUGAUAUCACCACAGUACUGUUCGGUGGGGCAGCUGGCCGUGUUUACAUUUACAACGGAAAGCAGGCAUCCUCAGGGAACAUGACAGGCCACUGCAAAUCAUGGAUAUCUCCCUGUCCUGAGGACUGGGCACAGUAUGUGCUGAUUUCUCCUGAGGAACAGUCAAGAUUUGGGAGUUCUGUCAUCACUGUGAAGUCUGAAAGAAAGAAAGAAGUUGUAGUGGCAGCAGAGAGAAGUUCAGCAAAAGCUCGACUUGGUGGAAGGCUUUUUGUCUACUCACUCUGAAUGGUCAUGGUAACCUUUAAGACCAGGGCAAAAGUGGUGUUUUAGUGAAGAAUCUCUGUGGUAUCUGUGAUACUUUCCCUUAACCGAUACAAACCAACAGGAACACAUGACAGCAAACUUCAGUAGAUACACAGCCUAGAUAGGUAGGGUCCCAGAUAGUAUCUGGGGAGUGAGGGAUGGUCACUGUUUUUAAGUGAUGCUGAAUUGUUGCAGCUGAAUUACUAAAACAAGUUCUUGUUGUGAAGUUAAACAAAAGAUCUAUUAAUCAAUGUUUAACAGCACUCAAGCGCUCUACUACUUAGUACACACCUAAUAAUUAAACUAGCUUGAUGUACUCAAAAUGUCACUUAAGCUUGAUGUAUAUAAAUAUUGAAUGCAUAUAGAAGUGUUGCUUACCUCGCUGUAAACAUCAAACGCCAGGCAAGGGAUCUCUCCAAACCUCUAGCAAUAACUUUGAGAGGCAUCCCUGCUGAAGGGGAGAUCACUGCUGCAGCCUGCUGCUGUGCAGAGCACAAUGGGCUGUAGUGCUUGCAAAUAUUCAUAGCAUAAAGUUGUUGACUUUUAGUCAAAAUUCUUCCUUACAGUCAUGUAAUACAGGCAGUUUUUUCUCUUUCAUAUUCAUAGUUUCUCAACUAUACUGGCUCUGCAUAGGAAUUCAGGUCCUUGACUGUACGAUUUUACAUUUGCAUCCAAUUAGGCCUGUUCACUAGCCAUGCCUGAGCCAGCGUGCCACCAGCAUAAAAUAGAGGGAGUGCAACCAUCACAGGAAUGUAACCAUCAUGGUGGUUUGACUUACAAAACAACCAGAGCUAAGUCAGUCAUGCAAAUGGAUAAAUUAACUCUGUUGUGAGUGGUAGCAACACUUGACCUAGUAAGCAAGCUGGUCUGAAAACUUUUUGGAGACUUGAAAUGAGAAGGCUAGAUUAUGGUGGCCAUAUUUGGCUGUAUAAAUUAUGUUGAGGGGUUGUGUCAGCUUCAGCUCUAAUUAUCAGGUCACCUUCUUUACUGAUCAGGUGUGAAUAUUUCCUUGACAAAAUCAAGAUGGAAUCACACGUAAUUUACAUUCCUAGUAUACUGUGAUACUGACAGGGAUUCUAAGACAUCAGAAGUUGCUGUCAAAAUAGGAAGCAUGGAGGAAGGGCAGCUCUAAACCAGACAGAACAGGUAGAUGCCAAUAAGGAUGGUCUCUGUUGCUACCAAGGCUCGAGGCCCACAUUGAGGACGUAGAACAGCUGGGUUCUCCCAGGGAGAAGAGCACAAGCGAAAGUGAUUAAAUUGUAGGAAAUACUUUUGCUUUUCCACUCAUGGCUGAGACUACUCUGAUACCCUUUUUAUGUUUUUAUGUGAAAUUCCAUAACCAUGGUAACUUAGAAUUGUGCUUUUAUUGCUACCAGUAUUGAAUUCAGCUAACUCACACUAAUAUUGUAUGAUACAUGUUAACAGUGUGCAUCAGUAUCUAUUAAAAAACUUGAGCAGCGAAAUGUGAUGCUCUUAUUAUCAACACUAAUACACAGACGCGUAUGUAUCUGCAUUUCAUCUUUCUUGCCUCCAUCACAAACAUAAGGCAUUACUUUUAUUUUAAAUAACACAAGUCAGUGGAAUAACACAGAUUUCUAAAUGCCAUACUCCAAGGAUAAUACAUCUCAACUUACCUUGUUAAGAAUUCUCUCUCAGGAAGGUUGUCUUUAAAAAAAGAUGACAAGGUAAACAUUAGCUUGAUGUGUUCUGCCAUCUAUUUUGGGGACCUAACUUGCCCAGAUAAUAGAAAAAAUAACCACGCAGCUAUUACUUAGAAAUCUGAACUUUAUGAAAGUGGUAACCAGAUGGAACUGUACUUACCUUGCAAAUCUAUGAAUAGUGGUAUGAGGCAAAACAAGCAGUGCAUUUUUAAGGGCAAAAAAAAAAAGUUUUCUUUUUUUAAACUAAAAUUGCUGAUACUAGUAUGUUCUGGAACAAUUCUAUUCUUAACAUACAGUCUCCACUAGCUUUGUUUUUUCUAUGUAUGAUCUCCGGGUAAUUUUGUUGCACGUUAACUCAUUUAGUUACUCAAAUUGUAUGAAAACCUUUAGAAGUUUGUAUAGGUCUGUAAAAUGAAAGGCAGUCUUGUACCAGAACUGUCUUUCUCUCAGUGCUUUUAUUCUGCUUUAAGUCACUUACGUACAGGAAAAGGAGGCAAUAUGCUAUGCAGAGGCCUCACUGUACAGAGGAAAGAGCUUGGAAAGCAUACCUGAAAGAUUCCCAAACCGCUGUACCAACACAUUUGAGUUCUGGCCUAAUGCAACUAUUACUUGCUUGAAAAUAUCACAUCCGUAUCCCUUCACUCACUACACUUUCUUGGAGUUUAUCAGCAAUGGUAUGAGAGCCACUGUUUUUUCUGCUAGGUUGCUCAGUUUAGGAGCUGUACUGUUGGUUUGUUUUUUUUUAAACAUCUCUACCUGUUACAAAUAAAGGCUGCAAAAAUGUUCACCUACAAACUUAAAAGCAUUACAAAGCCCAUUAAUUUUCUCACCUUUUCAUGCCUUUUAUAUCUGUAGUUGAAGUCUCAUACAGAGCAAGAGCAACUGUUUGAAAAUAAUUUAGUACAACUGACUUAAACCAUACUAAGAUCACAGGCCUGCAUAAUACUGAUUUUUGUACUCUUUCAUUUCCAUUCUGGACUUGUUUUGAGUUCACAGCUACGGUUGUCUUUUCAAUCCCUGCAAGUAUAGUCAUUUGUCUGGUGGCAACCAAGGAGCUACUCACUGUAUGUUACUGAGGUUAAAAAAGCCCAAACAAAAAACUAGACGGUGACCUGAUCUGGAAGGCUUUCAUACUCUCUUUACAGACUGAGAGAAGCCAGUAGAGAAUUAUGCCCUGAGAGUUCAGAGGUAAGUCGUAAGGACAAACACAAAUAGUGGCCAUAAAGAUUUUACUUCUUCCUCCAGUCCAUUACAAGACCCAAGGCUUGCACACCCUUCAACUAACUUAGCUACUUACUGAGGUGGAGUAUAGUCCAUGCUUUCUCUUGCCUUCUCAGAAAGAAGUUGGGUUCUGCUUUCUCUCUUUUAAGAGAAACUAACAACUGGUCUGAUGAUGUUCAUCAGGGUAUGAAUCAGUCCUUAUGACAUAAGGAAUUGUUAAACUGCAGCUAUGUUAAUGCAUAUUGAAAUAGUGGCAGAUGGCAGGCACAAGCGUGCAUUGUCAAUGGACCUGCUUUUCCAGCUAUUAAAACCGCAUACAGUUUGGGCUUAAAUUAAUUGUUAUGGAAUACCCAAAAUAAGUAGCCAAGUUUCAAAGCUCACUUAAAAUAAGAAAAAAAAGUAUUAUUUUUGGUUACUGUCAAUUUUGAAGUAGUGCUUCACAAGGGAUGCAGGUAUACUUUUUGCUUAGGAAAAUUAAUCCUCUGCAAUUAAGUAGGGCUUUAAAAAAGGAAAAACAUAGAAAGGGCGCUUUUGGGGUAGAUUUUUUCUUUGAUAAUUGAAGGCAGGUUGCUAAACCUGCAGUUCAGAAUGAGAAUUACUGAUGAAUGCUGACUGCUGUCAUCCUUUAAGCUGAGAAUGCUGCUCUUUAGAAAGACCAUUAUGUGAGUUAAGU